This is a messenger RNA of Pogonomyrmex barbatus (red harvester ant), 2879 nucleotides long. RefSeq lists its product as uncharacterized. NCBI's taxonomy places the organism in Eukaryota, Metazoa, Arthropoda, Insecta, Hymenoptera, Formicidae. The record is from RefSeq and is a predicted model, not a curated record.
UAUACAUUAAUGUCUAUUUGUUAUUCGUUAAAAUCGAAUUUUUGGUUAAUUCGUGAACGAGAUACGAGAAAGUGCAUUUGACGAAAGUUUUGUCGACUUCUCGGCUCAUCGGGCUACCGGAAUCCGAUUUUUAUCGGUUAUAAUGUACAGAUAAUGAUAUCUCCAUCUUCGUCUUACAAUGAAGAGCUUUUGAAUAGCGCUUAUGCAAAUAUCAGUUUGAUCGCCGACAAGACCUGGACUUUCGAUCCCGAGGAUUCCUUCCAAAAGUUAAAUCAUUCCCUCUGGAUUCAAGUGAGAUGCGCAACAGAUACUUUCAAGUACCCCGUAGAUAUCCAAAGUAUCACAUUUUAUAUAUGUAUCUUCGAACAUUCUAGUUGCGAAGUAACCGCGAAGUACGAGGAAUAUGGUGAUUAUCGUCCAAGACUCGUCCGAGACGUCAUCUCCGAAUCGCGCUUGGCGAAAUACGGUAAUUACGAGUACGACGAGCAGCAUGAAAGAAUGUACAGGCCGGACGACGGUAAAUCGUCGGGUAGCGUGCUUUGCCACUUCCGUUCAGCUACAGAGGCUAUGGAGCCGUGGAUGCUUCCUGAAGUUCAAGAACACUUCGCCCGUAUGUUCCAUUUGCAAAGCUCAGCAAUACAAAUACUGAAGUGUAACACCACGAAGAAGGAAAAUGAAAUUGUCGCUUGCUCAAAUUUCCCAUUGGAUUGGAACGAGAGCUCAAAAAAACGACGUCAAAAAAUCAGUCCAAAAGGGAGCAGAAAAAUUGGAUUGCAUAAUGAAUUAUUUUCGACUCAUAAAUCAGACGAGGGUGAGCCUCGUGAAAAAUCAAUCAGAACGUUUGCUCGUCAUCGACGAUACACCAUCGAGACUGCCGCGGAAAUACAACUGCAGUCUCGCAUCGAAAGCGAUAUGGUGCGCGACAUAUGGAAUCCGGAGAAGUUUCAACAAAAGCAACAGCGAUGCCCUCAGCAGAUUCAGCAGUUGCAUGUCGCGCGACAAACGCAGCCUACUGUCCAACAACAUCAGCAAUUCUACUGCGCGUUGCAGUAUCAACCCUUAGUCCUGAGAGCGGAAUACCAGCGGAAGCCGUCUCUACCGCCGAUUGCUUACGGUCUGAACAGCGACAAGGAGCGCAAGACUUGCCAGAUACGCUAUUUUCCGUCGUUGACCGAUAGAAAUUACCAGAACGAGUUGUUUCCUUACAACAGGCCGCAGCACGAAACCGCGGCGACCGUUUUUCCAAUAAAUAAUACUAGAAUGUCCAUACUACCAGCGACAGAGACGAAUGUGUUUCGUUCGCCUCAAGAAUGGAUCCAGAGAGUAGCACCACCCAUACAGUUACAGUUGACAUCUUCCACGUCACCUUUGCCGAUUUGCACGUCGUUACAACCUUUUCAUGACACUGCGAUUACUCAUCAUCCUUUGCAGAUAUACGAGAAAUUUUUACCUUGUACUCAGCCAAAUUCAAUGACACCCAUACCUGUGUAUCAGCGACCAAUAGAAUUAUAUCAGGAGCCAGUAACAAAACGAAAAAGUCAAGGAGUCGACUUCAAUAAUCUUAUUCUAUUGACAAAGAAUACCAUCAAGACUCAACGUGGUCAUUCAAAGGUUGCUAUUCAGCAACCUUUUCUUCUGGAUUCUAGACAGAACCUGAAGACUUCUGGUCAUAAUGUGCAAGUGCAGUGGUUCAAUAGGGAUCAUUGUGUAAAGAAACCAAAGGAGGUCGUGACUAUGAAUACACUCGUGUCCGAAUUACGCAGUUUUGAAGAGAAAUAUGAAUAUUGUAAAGGAAUUGACACCAAUUGGAGGCCAGCUGAAUCAUCGCAAAAUAAACAAGGAUCAUCCGAAAAUUCGUUUCGGUCGAAGAGUAAAAUUUUUGGAAAAAAAAACUCAAGAUACAAGUCAAAGGACAGACUCUUAGGAAAUGAAAGUUCAAAGAUCAGGAUUAUGGAUGUUGAAGAAAAGGAUAAUAGGAUAAAGCGGCCUCUUUACAGAGAUGUUCUGGCGAAUAUCUCGAGUGAGACAAAUCUGGAUAAUGUCUUCGAGAAGAGAUACGAUGAGCUUGAACAGCAAGCGAUGGAACAAUACAGGAACUCGGAGGAGUCGCUGGCACUCAGAUAUCAGGAAUUGGAACGUCAAGCGUUGGAACAAUAUAGAAAUAGUAAUACCGUAGACGAAAAGCGGUCGAUAUCUUCUGAGGAUCAGGAUUGUCUCGAUGGACAAAGAUGCUCGGGGUAUGGGCAAUGCAGUCCUCUGAAAGAACAUCCAGAAAGAAAAAGUUUUUCUCUUCCACAAAUCACUUUGUUGAAGCCAAAGGGUAAAUCCUUGCCGAAUGUCUGUCACGGAUCAUCGAGUAAUGAUAGUAAUCGACAGGCAGCCAUCGUUUCAAGAAGUUUAUCCACCUUAGUUGACAGAUCGUCGAAGGAAUCGAAAAACCUAUGUAGGGGUGCAUCAGGAGAUAAAAUCAAUGCGAGUGUCUCAGUUCGAACAUCGUCGAAACGGCGUCUGAUACUGAUGUCACCCUUCGAGCGUAAAUCAGAAGCCAGACGAAUAAUAAAAGCGACGGAAUUGCGAGCUAGUUGCUCGUUUUCCCAGACGAGGAGAAAUGUGCUUGACUACUAUCGGACCUCCGAAAUCGCUCAGAAUGGUAGCGGUGACGAAAAUAUAACGAUUGUACAGUCGCCCGGCAGUGAAGUUUGGUUGUCCGGAUUCUGGACUACUUAAAAGAAAAUCAAUCAAAGGAAUUUUCUUAAGAAAACUUGAAGGCUUUCCGUGACUCUGUCGCCAAAACGAUAUCAGACUCGAGCCGAAGAAAUUCUUCAGAACCAAAAAGCAAAUCAUGCUGGAGUAACGGUUAUACCUCGAGCCGCGAGGAC